GUAACCCGUGAUCUCCACUCGCCAUACCGGAGGUCUCGCUCUCCAGAGGACUGGGAAGACUUCAAAAUUGGUGCUCCAUUGCAACUCAGGAGCGUCGUCGGAUUCGUGAGGCGGACUGGCUAUCGUCUCACGGGAGAUUCUUUUCUAAUGGAUCGCCUCCUACCUCACUGGAUUUCAGCCAGGGUUCGCGUUGAAGGCUCUAUAUCUCCCCUGUUCAAGAAAAUGAACCUCGGCACCCCUCAAGGAACGCCCUGGACUGCUAAUGAGACAAAAUACCUGGGUGUGUAUGUAACUCCCGCACACGCUGUCGAUCCCCUGAAGUCCCCUAUCUUCGGUGACAUAUGCCAUCGGGCGUCUCGGCCUCUCUACCAUGUGCAGGCCCUUGGUGCCACCAUCCCCGUAAUUUCACCAUAUCAUUUUCGAACUGUCAACGGCUUCAGCAACAAAUUCUGGGGCUGGGGAGGAGAAGACGAUGACAUGUCAAAUAGAUUAUUACACCAUGGCUUCUUCAUAUCUCGUUCCCCGAGAGAAACUGGUCGCUUCACCAUGUUGACUCACACGAAGGAGAAGCCCAGUGCAGAGAGGCUUCACUUCUUACAUGAUGGGAGCAAGAGAUUUAACACUGAUGGCAUCAACAGUAUCAAAUAUCAAGUCUUAGAUAUUCAGCGGCGUCGGCUGUACACUUGGAUCUAUGUGUAA
Molecule: messenger RNA, 699 nt
Organism: Homarus americanus (American lobster)
Lineage: Eukaryota; Metazoa; Arthropoda; Malacostraca; Decapoda; Nephropidae
Product: beta-1,4-galactosyltransferase 7-like
Exons: 5
Biological process (GO): carbohydrate metabolic process; glycosphingolipid biosynthetic process
Molecular function (GO): N-acetyl-beta-glucosaminyl-derivative 4-beta-N-acetylgalactosaminyltransferase activity
Source: RefSeq, a predicted model, not a curated record